AUGGGGUCCCUCCACCCCUUCACCCACAGAGAAGGCUCCAAAGGCAUUAAAUCCAUCCGGCAGAAGCUGGAGAGCUUCUCGAAGGAGAGGAGAGACUGCUCUCCCCACACCUUCGGGGUGCCGCUCGCCCAGGUCAUCGCCAACGACCGCGCCUGCCGGCAGCUGCAGGAGGCCGUGGGCAGGAGCCGCCGCCUCUGCCUGGAGGUGGAGGCCACGGUGACGAGGUUCCGGGCCCAGAGGCACAGGAGGCUGGCAAUGGGCACCAGCUGCAUCCGGGCACCUGACGGGGGCUGCCCAGAGGAGCCGCUUUGCCCAGCACUUGUGGACAAGAGCUCCUGGAGCCAGCGGAGGGGGGCCAUGUCCGUGGAUUCCAUCACGGACCUGAGUGACAAUGCCUCCGAGCUGCUGGAGGCCCUGCAGCUCUCACACCCCCAUGAGCUGGACCCCCGCAGGAGCCGUGGCAAGAAGAAACAGCUGAGCCUGAACCCCAUCACCUGGCAGGUGCCACGGAUUGUGGACAGGUGCUGCACUCACCUUGAGACGCACGGGCUCCAAACUGUUGGCAUCUUCCGUGUUGGAAGCUCCAAGAAAAGAGUCCAGCAGCUGAGAGAAGAGUUUGACCGAGGGCUGGAUGUUUUCUUGGAUGAGCAUCAAAGUGUUCAUGAUGUGGCUGCCCUGCUCAAAGAGUUUCUCCGGGAUAUGCCUGAUUCCCUGAUUCCCAGAGAGCUCUAUGGAGCCUUCCUCAGCACAGCCACGCUGGAGGGGCAGGCCCAGCUGGACACGCUGCAGCUGCUGCUGUUCCUGCUGCCCCCGUGCCACAGUGACACCCUGCUGCGCCUCCUGCGCUUCCUGGCCCAGGUGGCCCGGCACGCCGAGAGCUCCUGGGACCCCGAGGGCCGCCAGAUCCCUGGGAAUAAAAUGACAGCGUCAAACCUGGCUACAGUCUUUGGUCCCAACAUCCUGCAGAAGGAGAAGCCUGGAGAGAAAGAUGCUGGUGCCCUGAACUUUGAGGACAGUGCUGCCAUAAUCCUGGUGCUCCAGAGGCUGAUUGAGCACCACCACUCCCUGUUCAUGGUGUCCCCAGAGAUGCAGUGUGACGUGCUGAGGAGGCUGUUCCAGACAGACCCCGAUGUCAUCGAGUACCUGCUGCGCAGGAAGUUCCCUGACGUGCCGAGCCCAGAGCAUGAGGAUCCCGGGGAGGAGCUGGCUCCGUGCGCGCUGCCCGGCUGGACACACAGCCUGGAGCGAGGCUCGCUCUGCUCGGAGCUCUACAGCAGCGUCUCCUUCCUAAACCUGCAUGUUGGCAUCUAGCCCUGCCCAGGCUCUCUGGACACAACCAGGCAGCUUUUCCCACAAAACCCAGCCCUUCCUCACUGUGGGGGCAGCCCCUGUGCCGGUGCCCUGGGGGCAGAGCUGUACUCGGGGGUCACCUGCCAGGCUGGCACCUCCCUGCGGGUCCAGCCACUGCCACGUCCUCAGCACAGCCUCCCCUGCCACCUCCUCCUCACAGCCCCUUGGGAAUGGAGCGCCAUCCCUACACCUGCAGGCACUCCUGGGAGGACAGGCUGAGGGAGCUGGGACUGCUCAGCCUGGAGAAGAGAUGGCUCAGAGGGACCUUAUCCAUCUACCCAAAUGCUUUUGUGAGGGCCUGGAGGGACAGGACAAGGGGAAUGGCUUCCCACUGCCAGAGAGAGAAACUGGGAUAUUCAUAAGAUAUUCAGAGAAAUUCUUCCCCAUGAGGGUGGUGAGGUUCUGACACAGGCAGGGACACCUUUCCCUGCACCAGGCUGCUCCAAGCCCCAUCCAGCCUGGCCUUCUGGCCUUGAACUUUUCCAGGGAUGGGGCAGCCACAGCAGGGCACUUUUGGGGACAAAACAGUACUUCUGCAACCAGUAUUCCAUAUUCCACCACAGCCUGCACCCAGUCCUGGUAUGAAGGCACCCAGACCUUCUCAGGUGCCCUGCUCAUGGCUGGGCUCUUAUUUUGCAAAGGUCCCUUCCCUGCAGAUCAGAACAGUUGGGAUGGGUGGGGAAGCAUUUCCAGGAGGAGCCUGUGCUGUGAGAUAGCUGGUGAGACCCCCUGGGAGCUGAUAAGCUCCACAGAGCAGCAGAGCUGUUGUGUCUGGAGGAGCAGAUAAAUUUGGGACACCAUGAGGCUGUGGAAGGUUCCAGAGGCCACAGGAACACUUGAAUGUCAGCUGUGAAACCAACAUUGUGUCCAGCCACUGCUCUGGGUGGGAUUGUACCUGCUGCAAGAGCAGCCC
Camarhynchus parvulus is the source of this 2263-nucleotide messenger RNA. RefSeq names its product Rho GTPase activating protein 36 (gene ARHGAP36). Lineage: Eukaryota; Metazoa; Chordata; Aves; Passeriformes; Thraupidae. The record is from RefSeq and is a predicted model, not a curated record. Gene Ontology annotation, biological process: signal transduction. Bases 1 to 1311 code for a protein of 436 amino acids. The transcript is spliced from 10 exons.